UAAAAAGAAUCACCUCUGUAAAAUCAGGAUGGUAAAUACCUUACAGGGUAAUUAGAUUCAAAGCCUAGAGAAUCCCUCUAGGCAAAACCUUAAGUUACAAAAAGACACAAAAACAGGAAUAUACAUUCUAUUCAGCACAGCUUAUUUUAUCAGCCAUUUAAACAAAACAGAAUCUAACACAUAUCUAGCUAGAUUACUUACUAAGUUCUAAGACGCCAUUCCUUUUCUGUUCCCGGCAAAAGCAUCACACAGACUGAGAGAGAGCCUUUGUUUCUCACCCCCUUCAGCUUUGAAAGUAUCUUGUCACCUCAUUGGUCAUUUUGGUCAGGUGUCAGCGAGGUUAUCCUAGCUUCUUAACCCUUUACAGGUGAAAGGGUUUUUCCUCUGGCCAGGAGAGAUUUUAAAGGUGUUUACCCUUCCCUUUAUAUUUAUGACAGAAGCAAAACCUUGAUUUGUCUUUUCUUUCCUGAUUUGGACAAGUUUCUUUUAAUACUCUAAGGCCUGGUCUACAGUAUGCGAUUAUAUCGAAAUUAGCCACAUUCUAUCAAAUUAAAACAAUCCGGCCACACAAUCAACCCGGUUUUGUUGACUUUAAGGUCUCUAAAAACUGGUUUCUGUACUUCACCUCGGCAAGGGCAGUAGCACUAAAAUCGACAUGGCUGUUCGGGAUUUUAGGUACUAUGGAUGCAAUUCGACAGUAUUGGCCUCUGGGAGCUAUCCCAAAAUGGUGCAUUGUGACCGCUCUUCACAGUUGCAACUCAGAUGCACUAGCCAGGUAGUCAGGAAAAGCCCUGGGAACUUUUGAAUUUCAUUUCCUGUUUGGCCAGCAUGGUGACCUGAUUAGCGCAGGUGACCAUGCAGAGUCCACCAGCGCUGGAGACCAUGCAGUCCCAGAUGCGCAAAUGAGCUCUAGCAUGGACCGAGUGGGAGGUACUGGAUCUCAUUGCUGUUUGGGGAGAAGAAUCUGUUCAGGCAGAACUCCGUUCCAAAAAAAAGGAACACAAAGGAACGCAAACAUUUGUGAAAAUCUCCUGGGGCAUGAUGAUUUUUUGGAGGAGGAAGAAGAGGAGGACAGUGCACAGGCAGCAAGCGGUGAAUCUGUUCUCCCCAGCAGCCAGGAACUGUUCAUCACCCUGGAGCCAAUACCCUCUACCCCCUCCCAAGGCGGGCUCGGGGACCAUGACGCUGGAGAAGGCACUUCUGGUGCAAAUGUUUCAACCUGCCCCCUAUCAACUCCAUCCCAGAGGCUGGCCCAGAUUAGAAGGCAGAAAAAACACACUCGGGAUGACAUGUUUGCAGAGCUUAUGCAGUCCACCCGCACUGAUAGGGCACAGCUGAAUGCGGGGAGGGAAACAAUGGCAGAGUCCCGGAACAAGUUCAGUGACUGCGAUGAGAGCAGGCAGGAUGCCAUGCUCAAGCUGAUGGGAGAGCAAACUGACGUGCUCCGCUGUCUGGUUGAUCUUAUGAGGGAAAAGCAGCAAGAGCACAGCCAGCCCCUGUAUAACCGCUCUUCCCUCUUCCCCAAGUUCAAUAGCCUCUUCACCCAGAUGCCCAAGAACACGGGGAGGGAAGAGGCUCCAGGGAUCCACUCAUUCCACCCCAGAGGAUUGCCGAAGCAGCAGAAGGCUGGCAUAUCCUAAAUUUUGAUUUGCAGUGUGACCUUGUCCUUCCCUCCUCCCUCCCCCUGCUUACCCUACCCCACCCCACCCGGGCUAGCUUGUGAUUUA
Caretta caretta (loggerhead turtle) is the source of this 1727-nucleotide messenger RNA. The record is from RefSeq and is a predicted model, not a curated record. NCBI's taxonomy places the organism in Eukaryota, Metazoa, Chordata, Testudines, Cheloniidae.